AUGCCUCAAGAUGCUGAUCUUCAAUCAUUUUUCAAUCAUCGCUUUGCUUUAAUACUAAACAACAAUUUGCUUUGCUUCCAGACGGAGUACAACCGGGUUGUCAUUCCAGCCUCCCUUAAGCAGAAAGUUCUUAAACUUCUUCAUGAUGGACAUUGGGGAGUAUCGAGAAUGAAACAGCUAGCUGGACAACAUGUCUGGUGGAUUAAUAUUGACAAAGACAUCGCACAAUUAACUGAAAAUUGUGAUAUGUGCAAAAUUGCAAAUCCUGUUUACGCACGUGAAUACGUAAGCUGGCCUGAAGCUGAUCGACCUUGGGAGAGAGUACAUAUCGACUUUGGUGGUCCAUUCUGUAAUUCAAUGUGGCUAAUUUGUGUCGACGCUUUCUCGCAAUUUCCGUUCGUCGUACAACUAUCUACAACAACAACGGUUGACACCAUAUCAAAAUUGUCUUCUAUAUUUUCUCUGGAAGGUAUACCAGAAACCAUCGUUAGUAACAAUGGUCCGCAAUUUACAGCUGAAGCAUUCAAACAUUUUUGCUCAAAAUUUGGCAUCAAAGAUAUAACAACAGCGCCGUUUCAUCCAGCCUCAAACGGGUUAGCCGAACGAUUCGUCAGAUCUUUUAAAACUGCUGUUAAGAAAAACAUUGACGAUGGAUUGUCUCUCAAAUUCGCUGUAUCAAAAUACCUUGCAACCUAUCGUGCAAUGCCGAAUUCUGAGGGCAAAUCACCUGCAGAACUUUUACAUGGAAGGCCUGUUCGUACCCUGUUGAGUCAACUGUUUGAAUCGCCUAGGAAGCACCUUGAAGCUUCGAAACGGAAAAUGAAAUUCAGUCUAAAGCAACCCGUCUUCGCUCGAAACUACGCAAAAGGGGAAAAAUGGAUAAAAGUAGUUAUUGUGAAACAACUUGGUAAAAUGGUUUACCGAGUAAACACAUCUUUUGGUUACAUCAAACGUCACGUUAAUCAGCUUAAUACUAGAAGUAGCUCUGACCUCUCUUCUCAACCAAUUUUUGAAUUCGCUCCAAAUUUCAGCAAUGCCACACCGCCUUCAUCUAGCCAAUCAACAUUAAUGCCUAGUGAAGAACGUUCUACCGAAGUAGUUCAACUUCGAAAAAGUGGUCGUAUUCGGAAGGAUGUAAAUCGGUUUGAAUCCGACGAUUUCAGGAAAGCUUAA
Molecule: messenger RNA, 1173 nt
Organism: Teleopsis dalmanni
Lineage: Eukaryota; Metazoa; Arthropoda; Insecta; Diptera; Diopsidae
Exons: 1
Coding region: 1-1173 (390 amino acids)
Biological process (GO): DNA integration
Molecular function (GO): nucleic acid binding
Source: RefSeq, a predicted model, not a curated record